GGGAGGAGGAGAGUACUGCGGCAGGUGGAUGUCAACUGUGGCGUUAGAAAUGGCCCUCUUAAACAUUUCAUCCAAAUAGUCACGCAAGAGGUGGUCAUUGGUGAUUUCCUCUUCCAUUCGUGUUCUUGGCAGGACAUCUAAGUCUGGACAUAGUCAAAGGGGGUCCUAGCUGCUGUGUCCAACAUGUUCAGUAUGAAGUUAUUAGUAAUUCUUUUGCUUUGGGGACUCGUCACUGGCUAUAGAGGUAACUCUUCCUAUAGCUCGGUACCUCAGUUACUUCUGGUAUCUUUUGACGGUUUUAGAGCCGACUACCUGAAGAACUACGACCUUCCUCACCUCCAGAACUUUAUCAAAGAAGGUGUCUUGGUGGAACAUGUUAAAAAUGUUUUCAUCACGAAAACGUUUCCAAACCACUACAGCAUCGUGACAGGCUUAUAUGAGGAAAGCCAUGGCAUUGUGGCCAACUCUAUGUAUGAUAACAUCACAAAGAAACAUUUUUCCGAAUCCAAUGAUAAGGAUCCAUUUUGGUGGAACGGCGCAGUGCCGAUUUGGGUGACCAAUCAGCUUCAGGAAAACAGGUCAAGUGCUGCCGCUAUGUGGCCUGGUACCGACGUGCCCAUUCACAAUACCACACUUUCCUAUUUUAUGAAUUACAGCAGCUCAGUGCCCUUUGAGGAGAGACUAAAUAACGUUACCCAGUGGCUCAGCAGUUCCGACCCGCCAGUCACCUUUGCAGCGCUCUAUUGGGAAGAACCAGACGUGAGCGGCCACAAAUACGGGCCUGAAGAUAAAGAAAACAUGGGUCGGGCAUUGAAAGAAGUAGAUGACCUUAUUGGUGAUCUUGUCCUAAAGCUCAAGGAGUUAGGACUGUGGGAAAGCCUUAAUGUGAUCAUCACAAGCGAUCAUGGGAUGGCUCAGUGUUCCGAGAGCCGACUGAUAUAUUUGGAUUCUUGCAUUGACCAUUCAAACUACAGUGUCAUAGACUUAACCCCUGUGGCUGCGAUUCUUCCCAAAAUAAAUGUCACAGAGGUUUAUGACAAACUGAAACACUGUAACCCUCACAUGAGUGUUUAUCUCAAAGAAGCUAUUCCUAACAGAUUUUACUACCAGCACAGCGACCGAAUUCAGCCCAUUAUUUUGGUUGCUGAGGAAGGCUGGACAAUCACACUCAACACGUCAUCAUUAAAAUUAGGUGACCAUGGCUAUGACAAUUCCUUGCCUAGUAUGCAUCCGUUUCUCGCUGCCCACGGACCUGCCUUUAGAAAAGGUUACAGGCAGAGCACCAUCAACACUGUGGAUAUUUAUCCAAUGAUGUGCCACAUCCUGGGACUAAAACCACAUGCCAACAAUGGAACCCUCAGUCAUACCAAGUGCUUGCUCGUGGACCAGUGGUGCAUUAAUCUCCCAGAAGCCAUUGGAAUUGUUGUUAGUGCACUAUUGGUAUUAACCAUGCUAACAGGCCUCAUAAUAUUCAUGCAGAACAGGGCAUCUGCAUCCCGCCCAUUCUCCCGCCUUCAGCUGCAGGAAGAUGACGAUGAUCCUUUAAUUGAGUAAUUCACCAUGUCUUAUUAAUUUCAAAGCUAAGGAUCCAUGCAAGGAGUGGUGUGACAGCCAGAAAAAGGGAUAUUUCAAAAGACAAGACACACAGGGCAAAAUUACUCUGGGGUAUGUGUGUGGGUGUGUGUGCGUUUUGGUGUAUUGCCUGAUGCAAAUAACCCUGAUGGUAUUAGAGUCACUGGUAAAUCAGUUCAAACCACCUGUUUCCCUAGCAAGACUAGCCUUUGAGAAAAAACUCUGGGUCCUCCUUCCUUCUUUUCCUUCCUCCCUUCUCUCUUUUCAAUGAAAUAUAUCUUUAAGUGAAAAUAUACCAGAAUUUAAUAGGCAUGCUUUUCUAACAAGUUUAUAUAUUUGUAAAUGACACAAAACUAUUUAUGUAAUUUAUGUAUUUUAUGUAUCCUGGAGAAAAAGUUGCAUAUAUUUUUAUAUUUGUCUUUAGUUAGUGUGUAUCCCAGGAAAACCCUUGAGGUAGGAAAUUCUGAGAUAACUGAUUAGCCACAUAGCAUAACUGUACCAUACAAAGAAACCGUUUUAAAUAAAGCUGCUAAAAGGAAACAAAACCCAAGGAAGACUAUGUAAUACAAAGACUGAGCUUGGUAAAACCUGUAAGCCGUUGACAGCUCAGAAGCUGAGUCUGGGACUGGACUUGGUGAUGCACACCUGUAGGAAGGAUGAAGCAGAGGGCCUUGAGGUGGAGUCCAGCUUGGGUGACAUAACACCUUGUGGUUUUGUUUGUUCAUUUGUUUCCUUUAGUUACCUUUUUAGAUACUGUUGUUAAUAAGGAGUUUCAAAAAUUUGUGUUUAACGUCUCUGGCUAAGUUGUGUAUGCCAGCGUGUUUGUGUGAGUGAAUGUACAGACGUCAUAUGACAUGUAGAGGGGACUGGACUCUGUGCCAGAACACAGCUGUCAAGAAAGGCUCAGCUCAAGGAAAGGCUACUUCUUGCAGACCUUACCUGUAUACUUUCACCAACUAACAACUUAAUAUCACAAUUAAAACAUCCUAUUUUUUGUUACAAUUUUCAAUUCUCAUGUUUAUUGGAAGUGUCCGAAUGCUGUAGGAAAAAUAUGGCCUGAGUACAAAGCUACAAGGUCAGGAUGUUUGUAUUGACCUUCGUGGCUCUUGAAUGUGCCUUCUACGCAGUCCAGUGGUAAGACACGUAAGGUUGAGUUUAGUGUCUUCUGCCCUGGCAGCGGCCAUGUGCUCAGGGCAGAGCAGCUCCAGCCCUGCACCGUCCGCUUCCUCACCUGACUCAUCGUAACCCCGAGAACCAAAGAGUUGUUGUGAAGCACUGUCAUCAUUCAUUCCCUCCAGAGCUGGCUCCUCAGAACCAGAGCUAUUAGAACAGCCUAUCUGAUGUCCAUUAGACCACAGACCACCGUGUUACCGGUGUGAUCUUCAGCGUUCUGACAACAUAAAGCAAACUUGGCUAUUGCUCUUCAGACGCAAGACGGCUCUACAGUAAGUAUGCAGUGCAGUUAGACACUGAUGAUCUGUGAUGAUCAAAGACAUGUGUCAGUCAUCUUAGAUGUAUUGUGCUGUACUGGCUCACAGCGAAUUUUCUUCAAGUUUGAUGUCUGAUGCUUCAUUGAAUUGGGGUUUUGAGAGGCAUUUCUGUACUACAUGUAUAACCUAUGCUCUUGGUCACAGAAUGGCUGUUUCAGGGAUGGGAUAGGACUGAUUUUGUUCAUAAAUGUUCUGAUUUAUUUUGUUACAUGCAGUAGUAAUACUAAGGGGUAAAGAGUUGAUCCAGUAAGAUAAUAGAGAAAUCCCUGCUUAUUUCUUUCCAUUUAAGAAAAUCACAAAUAAACUGCCAUAUUCACUUUGAAAAAAAAAGAGUGGGCUUUUUUGAACCAUCUCCCAGCAGUGUUGAAGAUGACCUUAGUUCCUACAGUGUUGUGGAUCCCAGUGACUCCUUGACCUUGACUGCACCUUAUACUUGGUGUCCACCUCUAGAGUAGACUUUUUAAAAGGAUGGGAGAGGAUGGGACGCCCUGUCAGUGUCAUAGCCCUUGCAGCACAUGUAUUUAUUUUGUAUUUUAUUCUGUUCUUGGAAGACUAGAACUAGGUAAAAUUUUACAAAGUGCUCAUUCAAGAGACAAAAAUAGUAUUUAUUUAAUCAAAUAGAUUAUCAUAUUGAACUUUCUGCUAAUUCAUUUGUAUCUUUGAAAAAAAUUAUCACUGUUAAAGCCCAUGGCUGCAGUUUUGCUCUGAGAAAACCCUUUUAGUAAAGGUAGCCUUUGACAUAGAGGUUUGGGUGUGUAUGUUGUAAAGCAUUAACUAAACCUGCUCUGCUUUCUGUUCAGGAGAAAAUAUAUGGCUUCAGGAAAUACUUAGCUCUCGGUGAUAGUACCCAAAGAUAAUAGGAAAGUGUUUGUGUGGCUUUGUUACUUGCACUAGUCAGCUCAGAACUGAGUACCUUGACUUUCUAGUAGAGGACCAGUCAUGUCCCUGUUAAACACCUAUCAUGCAUGCUCUUCUGUAAAAGCAAUGGAGGAUGGCAAAGGCUCACUGGCAGUGCUGCCCAGAAGGCUUCCUUUAAGAACCCACAGGUAAAACCUUGGGAUGUUAAAGGAUCAAAUGCCUUUGCACCAAUGUAUCCCUCUCAUGCCCGCCUGGUAAGCUUUAAGGAUGGUUGGCUUUAAUUCCUUUUAUGAAGAGUGGUUCAUUUCAUUUUUUAACAUUACAAAUGAAGGACAAAGAUUAGGUAUAUAAAGUAUGUAUUUAUUGUCAGUUCUCAAAAAGCGUGUAAAUACAAUGAGUAUGCUGUAAGGAAAAUUGCAGUGCCUUAAGUUAAAGGAAAUACAUUGUUUCAAUUUGUAGCUAAUGAUUUUGCUUAUGAUUAAAAUGUAUGUAAAUAAAGUCUACCCAAACAAAUA
Grammomys surdaster is the source of this 4435-nucleotide messenger RNA. Its product is annotated as bis(5'-adenosyl)-triphosphatase enpp4. Lineage: Eukaryota; Metazoa; Chordata; Mammalia; Rodentia; Muridae. The record is from RefSeq and is a predicted model, not a curated record. The transcript has 5 exons. The coding region runs from base 184 to 1554 and encodes 456 amino acids.